This is a messenger RNA of Malania oleifera, 1827 nucleotides long. RefSeq lists its product as uncharacterized. Gene Ontology annotation, molecular function: zinc ion binding. The record is from RefSeq and is a predicted model, not a curated record. The coding region runs from base 500 to 1594 and encodes 364 amino acids. The transcript has 3 exons. Lineage: Eukaryota; Viridiplantae; Streptophyta; Magnoliopsida; Santalales; Ximeniaceae.
GUCACUCGGCGUCGCGAGACUCGUGACUCGCGAGUCGUGACAAUAACAAUCAUCAUCAUCAUCAUCAUCAUCGUCCAAGCAUCAUCUACUCGCUACUGCCACUGUUUUCUCCUUCCUCUGUUCCCCCAUUCCCGAACCUUCGUCUUUCUCGUCCGCCCACCCAGAGAUACGGUCGCCGGUCGACACCAGGUUCUCUCUCCGUCCAAUUUUGUCUCUGGGUUGAGGCCGCAGAUCUGUAGUUUUCUCUUCUCUUUGUUUGUCGACUCGCGGAACUGUAGCAGCCAGUAGAGGGCACAGAUCUAGGGCUUUUGCGAAGUACGUUUUUUUUUUUUUUUUUUUCUCAACUCUUGAAAACGUUUUUUUUACCUUGUUAAUGGAAAUUGGAAACGGUGCAGUGGCUGCCCUAAUCGGGUUGAUUUAGUGAAUUUAUUGAGUAAAAUGGUGCGGUAAUCCGAAACGUUAAACACGUUAUUCAAAUUCGUAAGACUCGGCUAAUGUGAUGGGUAAGGAAUCUCCUUGUCCGCAAACAAGUAAUGGGGGUGGUUGCUCACCUGCUGUGAGUGAGGAUUCAGGGACUUGCUCUACCCGCAACAGUAUUGAUAGGGAGGCGGGUUUAGCAACUUGUCGCGUGUGCCAGUGUGUAGAAUCUGACAAAAGAGGGGAUGCUGCUCUGGAGUUUCUGGGCAUCACGCCUCCUUUACAAGAAAGCCGUAGAAGCAGUGAGGAGGCGAGGCAGAGUAGCAAAGAAGUAUGGAAAGGUGUCGACAAUGAUGAUGACCUUAUAAAAAAUGGUAGCAGGGAAUCUGGAUUUGUUGAGUUCAUAAGCCCUGAGGGGGAGGUUUUUAUUUGUAACACGGAUAUUGAAAUUGGUUCGUGUCGUGAUCAGGAUGUGUUAAUUGAGCUUGGCUGUUCUUGCAAAAAUGAUCUUGCUCUAGUGCACUAUGCCUGUGCACUUAAGUGGUUUGUUAACCAUGGAUCCACUAUUUGUGAAAUAUGCGGGUGCGUGGCAAAAAAUGUCAGAACUGCAGAUAUAAAAAAGGUUAUUAUAUCUUUGAAGGAUUAUGAAGCCUUAAGGGAAAGGACUGCUAAUGGAGAACCUAAUCCUGCUCCGGUACAGGCAAAUUCAGGUGUAGAUCCUGAUGCCAUUGCUGCUGUUCGAAGGCAGAGGCUAAGUGAGAUUUCAUUGUGGUUCAGUCCACAUGGUAACCAUACUCAUUUUAAUAACAAUCCGGCCACGCUUUCGCAGGUUGUUUCCGAACAACCUUUGAAUGCUGUUGCUGAAGAUGUUGCCCCUACCGAAAACCUUGCAACCAAAUGGGCAGUGGAAGGUACUGGGAUUCUGCUUGCCACAGGGCUACUUACUGUUACUUUAGCAUGGUUGAUUGCUCCUCGUGUUGGCAAGAAAACUGCGAAAAGUGGCCUUCAUAUUCUCCUUGGAGGCAUUUGUGCUUUAACAGUUGUUGUCUUCUUUCGCUUUAUUGUGCUGACUAGAAUCAAAUAUGGACCUGCACGCUACUGGGCUAUCUUGUUUGUCUUCUGGUUUCUUGUGUUCGGCAUAUGGGCUUCGCGAACACAUAAUGCUCAUACUACAUGAUUCUCUUGGAUUGAUUUUUCUUCUCCCAGAUGCACGUAAAUUCUGUUUCAGUCCCAUCCAGUAAGCAAUUCCUAUUGGGGACUUUGUCAAACUGCGAUGUGAUGCCAUUUCACAGUACAUGUAUCUAAAAAUGAGCUCUCAAAGGGCGACUCAUAAUGGGUUUGGCAUCCCUACAUGUUUUGAGGAGUGAACCUUAAAAAGAAAUAAUUGUUCUUAUUUGAGAAUUUUAUUUG